Messenger RNA from Clavispora lusitaniae ATCC 42720, 1404 nucleotides. RefSeq lists its product as uncharacterized. NCBI's taxonomy places the organism in Eukaryota, Fungi, Ascomycota, Pichiomycetes, Serinales, Metschnikowiaceae. Gene Ontology annotation, molecular function: protein binding. The record is from RefSeq and is a predicted model, not a curated record. Gene Ontology annotation, cellular component: Cul4A-RING E3 ubiquitin ligase complex; nucleotide-excision repair complex. Gene Ontology annotation, biological process: protein polyubiquitination; transcription-coupled nucleotide-excision repair; proteasome-mediated ubiquitin-dependent protein catabolic process.
AUGGAUACUCUUCUUCUCGAACGAGCCACCGGGCGAAUCUCGGCACGAGCGUGUGCGGCAACGGUGACAGAGUCGCUCUAUGGCUCACUCUCGCCCAGUACGUUUCGCGCGCACUCUGCCGCAGUCAACUCGCUUGCACUAGAAAAAGCAGAGUACCGUUAUCUCCUCAGCGGGAGUGGCGACUCGAGUCUUCGGCUCUGGGAUUUGAGCGAAGACGAAAUUGGACCGAUACGUCCGCCGCGUGCUAUUGCAACUGUUUCUCGGCGCACAGCCCACCGCUUUGGUGUUUCUGCACUACGAUGGUGGCCCGAAGAUACAGGUAUGUUUAUUUCGGCCUCCUUUGACCACACAGUACAGGCGUGGGACACUAACCGCAUGGCCCCGGCGCAUGUUUUCGAGGCCGGUGCGCGUGUGUAUGCUGUGGAUGUCUGUGCGGCGCGCGCCAAUCGCUUUAGCUCGCAGGCUUUGGUGGCAGUUGCCAGUGACCAGCCGCAGGUGCGCCUAUUAGAUCUCCGCGCGGGCGCGGCAGCACAUACGUUGCAAGGGCAUAAAGGUAAAACGUUGGCUGUGACAUGGCAUCCGCAACAACCUUCUAUUUUAGCGACAGGUGGUUUUGAUGGAGAGGUGAAGGUGUGGGAUGUUCGGCGCGCGCAGAGCUGUCUUUGCCGAAUGGAUAUGGCGCGCACUAAUGCGUCUCGCGCUCGGACUGACAUUUCAAGCGGAGGGUAUUCUGCUCUACCUGCCUCAAGCUCGGAAAGCAGCGACGACGAGAGUACAAUCAAUAAUGCAUCCAUGUAUGGGUCGCAUCUGAAACACUCACCAUUUCGGCCGCGGCAGACAAACGUCGAUCGGCUGGAAUAUCUGUCCAGCACGCGUGCGCAUCUGGGACCAGUCAAUGGGCUUCUCUGGGAUGAAGCGGGUCAUAUGCUAUAUUCUGCUGGCAACGACGAUAAAAUUCGCGUGUGGGACAUGGAACACUCACCGCCAGUGAACCGACUAGUCAACUUUGGGCCGCUCACGCGUAAUAAGUAUCUUCAAACUGCACCGGUGGCACUCAGCGCCCGCUCGGAAGGAGAAACUCAACAUUUGGUGUUUGGUGCAGAUACUGGCGAUGUGCUUGUACUUCGCGCGCUCGACGGGAAGUUGAUGGCGCGACUUCCAGGGCGAGUGCGCACUAGUGCUAUGGUCGCAGGCGCGCCGUAUUCAGCUACAUACUUUGGUGGAACCAUGUCGGGCGACAUAGUAACAUGGAGAGGAAUGACAAGGCCACCGGCGAUCGAGGGCGAGUACAAGGACGAGGAAGUUGAUGAUGUAGUGCCGUUGGAUGAAAUCAUGUGUGGCUCUGGGGAAAAGGAAAUCGCUGCGCUUUACGACGAUCCCUAUUUUAGGCGUGAAUCUUCUUAA